AUGUUAUCGAAAAGGAAUUGCAAGCUGCCGAUAAAUAUCCGGGGUACUCCGCGUGCGAACAUACAUGCUGUGCUACUAUGCGGAUGUUUCCUGCCUGUGCAGGCAUGCUCCUUCAUCAGAGUCGCACAAAUACCCAUGUCAAAAUCAGUAUUCGAAAUAGUGACCUGUGAAGAAUGGGUACCUCUCAUUGAAUUCGAAUUCAUAAACUACAUCAAAACCAGGCAAUUCUCUCUUAUGCCAUACAUCACGCAAUCUUACGAAGAGAUUUCACUUACUGUGAUAUCAAUACAAAAGCCAAACACUCCGCUUUUCGAUCAAAGAUUCGCCAUCUCAGAGAAAGAAGCGUUAAUAAUACCCAAUAAUUUUGAUCUACCUGUACAAUGCCCGACGGCAAGCAUGGCAGCGAAAAGCUUCUUUAAUUGUAGCAAUCAAAUGCUAUGCAAUUGCCGAAGCUACAAAACACCACAUACUUGCCAUUGUCCAAAACACUCAAUAAAAGACAUUCGUGCAGAAAUAGAAAAUAGACUGCCUAUUAUCACGCCAUCAAUAGAAUUUAGCUUCGAAGAUAUGCAGAUUUAUGCUCACUCAACAAAGAGCGAGGUUACACUCGCGAUAAGAUCGAACGUACUAAUCAAUAGCGCGGAGUUCAUAAUUGAACAAAAAUGCUCCGUUGAAUUAAGUGCUGUGACUGGAUGCUAUAACUGCCAAGAAGGUGCAGAGGUCACAGCAUUUUGCAGUACAGCACUAGAAUCCGUUGUGACAAUUCAAUGCGAAGACAUAGCAUUCACUGCAGAAUGCGAUCCUUCCAACAAAACCACUAAAAUUGCACUCGAACUGAGUAAAUCUCUUAUCGCACAAAAAUGCUUUGUAAUAUGCGAUAAAAAAGAAAUACCAUUAGAACUAAAUGGUCGAUUACACUACCAUGUGAGAUAUUUCUCUACAUCCAUGUUUGAUGAGGACACCACACUCAAGCGAAAACAUGGCCCUCACUCAAUGACUUUCAUUUUCCGGACUUGGAACCGGUCGCAAAGAUUAUUAAAGACAAGUGGAAAGUAA
Messenger RNA from Ostertagia ostertagi, 1056 nucleotides. Lineage: Eukaryota; Metazoa; Nematoda; Chromadorea; Rhabditida; Trichostrongylidae. The record is from the annotation of a GenBank genome assembly.